AUGGCACCAUCGAGACGUCGUGCAGGAUCUUCAAAAGCAGCCACCAAUGAACAGUUAGCUCAAAGCCUUCAUCAACUAACGCGGAUCACCCAGACGCUGAGCAACGCCCUCCUCAACAUCAAUCACCCUCUUCAAAAUGGGAAUCGUGACAUAGUAUGCCAAGUCGCAAGCCUCCGUUCCCCGAUCUUCGCCGGUGAAGAAGAUCCUGCUGUGUUGGACGAGUGGAUCCGGAUGUUUGACAAGAUCUUCGAAGCUGUGGUUUGCCCGGAGGAUCGCCAAGUGGAGUUAGCUACGUCCUACCUUCGGCCAGAAGCGGACUCAUGGUGGAUGCUUGAAAGGCCAACUUGUAGACAAGAUCCGAAGUCCAGUUGGGAAAACCUGAAGUUUAAGUUACGUGAGCGGUUCUGUCCUGCUCAUCAAGUUCAUAAAGGAAUCCGGGAGAUCCGUAAGAGGAAGCUUGAUGGAAGUGUUACACAUGUGGUUAAGAGUUUGAAGGUUGCUAGUGCUGAAUCAACAAGAAGUUUUCAAAGAGAUGGCUCUAAGGGAAGUAAGGCUCUCCAGCUAAUCGGGAAGAUCAAGGCUAAGGGAAGGCGCUCCGUUUGCAAGAAGUGUGGAAGUGAUCACCCCGGCGUGGACUGUCAUGGGAAGCCGAUAGAAUGCUUUGCUUGUGGUAAGAAAGGUCACCGGUCCUUUGAGUGCAGGGCUAAGAAGAGGACUUCAGCGGACACAAAAUUAGUUGGUAGUGUGGGACCCAGGUCGAGAAGAAAGUCUUGA
Messenger RNA from Ipomoea nil (Japanese morning glory), 774 nucleotides. RefSeq lists its product as uncharacterized. Lineage: Eukaryota; Viridiplantae; Streptophyta; Magnoliopsida; Solanales; Convolvulaceae. Gene Ontology annotation, molecular function: nucleic acid binding; zinc ion binding. Bases 1 to 774 code for a protein of 257 amino acids. The record is from RefSeq and is a predicted model, not a curated record. The transcript has 2 exons.